Molecule: messenger RNA, 990 nt
Organism: Lichtheimia ornata
Lineage: Eukaryota; Fungi; Mucoromycota; Mucoromycetes; Mucorales; Lichtheimiaceae
Exons: 8
Coding region: 1-990 (329 amino acids)
Biological process (GO): inositol trisphosphate metabolic process
Cellular component (GO): cytoplasm
Molecular function (GO): inositol-3,4,5,6-tetrakisphosphate 1-kinase activity; inositol-1,3,4-trisphosphate 6-kinase activity; magnesium ion binding
Source: RefSeq, a predicted model, not a curated record
AUGACAGCAACACAAACGAUUGGCAUGGUGUUCAGUACCAAGAAGCUCAAGCAAUCGCGUCUAGUUGACAUUUCAAAGCAUGCAAGAUCCUCUGGUUUGAACUUUGUCGACCUCGAUCUGUCAAGGCCCAUUGAGGACCAAAUGCCGUUGGAUAUGGUUGUACAUAAAGUGAGCGAUAUUGUUGCCAGAGCCAAAGCAGGAGAUAAGAAUGCCCAGGCCGAAUAUGAACGAUUCCAAACAUUUUGUUCAAGUCAUCCAAACGUACGCAUUGUGGAUCCAUUGGAUAAAGUCGCCAAAUUACUCGAUAGAAAGAGCACAAUGAAUGUGUGUUCACCUGAUCAUGCAUUAUUCCGUAUACCAACUACCUUGUAUGCAGCCAAUGUGCAUGAGUUACACACGCUUGAUUUGACAUUCCCGAUCUUUUGUAAACCACAAUCAGCGUGUGCAGUAUCAGGAUCCCAUCAUAUGGUGCUCGUCCCCUCUUCGUUGGAAUUGGCACAGUUGCAGCAGCAUUUUACUCCUAAUGAUCCUGUCAUAUUACAAGAAUUCAUUCCACAUGAUGGUGUACUUGUCAAGGUCUAUUUCGCUUAUCCCGAUCACGUCUUCAUCUUUUUUCGACCUUCUUUCAAGAACAUCGAUCAAGGAUUCUCCAAAGCCCUCUUUUUUGACAGCCAAAAGCUUCCCAAGGCAUUUGAUCCCGAGUCAUCUGAACAACGACAUAUAGUGACGGAUCCUGCUGCUCGAGAUGCUGUUGAGGCCAAGGUGGAUCCUACACGUAUCCAACGUAUUGCAGCUCAUUUACAACGACAGCUGCGUCUCACAUUCUUUGGGUUUGAUGUGUUACUGGAAUCCACAACAGGAGAAUAUCAUGUGAUUGAUGUGAAUUACUUUCCCAGCUUCAAAGAAGUGGACGACUUUCCAGAUAUAUUUAUAGCCACCUUAAAGCAGCUACUAGAAGAACCACUUUCACCCAAUAAUCAACCCCAAUAA